AUGGCUACAAUAGCAAUUGAUGAGGCUGGGGUGGCGAGAUCUUUAGAAGGGGUUUCAGGUGGCCAGCAGCGGUGUCAUUCAGGUGAAGCAUUGGCAGAAUGGAGGUCUUGUGAGCAGGUGGAAAAUGGAACUCCAUCAACAUCCCCUCCUUAUUGGGACAGUGACGAUGAGGAUGGAGGACCAAAACCCUCUGAGUUGUAUGGCAAGUAUACAUGGAAGAUUGAUAAGUUUUCACAAAUAAACAAGAGAGAACUACGAAGUAAUGCUUUUGAGGUUGGAGGCUACAAAUGGUACAUUUUGAUCUACCCACAAGGUUGUGAUGUCUGCAAUCAUCUCUCUUUGUUUCUUUGUGUAGCUAAUCAUGACAAGCUUCUUCCAGGAUGGAGUCACUUUGCUCAGUUCACAAUUGCUGUUGUGAAUAAAGAUCCCAAAAAAUCCAAGUAUUCAGAUACGUUGCACCGUUUUUGGAAAAAGGAGCAUGAUUGGGGAUGGAAGAAAUUUAUGGAGCUAUCUAAAGUGUUAGACGGUUUUAUUGAUGCUGACACUCUAAUUAUAAAAGCGCAAGUCCAAGUAAUCAGGGAGAGAGCAGAUCGUCCUUUCCGCUGUCUUGAUUGUCAAUAUCGGAGAGAACUUGUUAGGGUAUAUCUAACAAAUGUGGAACAAAUAUGCCGCCGUUUUGUGGAAGAGCGACGCAGCAAGCUUGGGAAGUUGAUAGAGGAUAAAGCUCGCUGGUCAAGCUUCUGUGCAUUCUGGAUGGGGAUGGAGCAAAGUUCUAGGCGCCGUAUGUCUAGGGAGAAAACAGAUUCAAUUUUGAAGGUGAUUGUAAAGCACUUCUUUAUAGAAAAAGAAGUUACGUCUACCCUGGUGAUGGAUUCCUUGUACAGUGGGCUGAAGGCUUUAGAAGGUCAGACAAAGGGCAAGAAAAGUAAGGGCAAGACUGCUGAUUCUGAAGAGCUACCAGUUCCUAUUGUUCGUAUGGAGAAAGAUACGUUUGUUUUGGUGGAUGAUGUUUUGUUACUCCUUGAGAGGGCUGCUCUUGAACCUUUGCCUCCAAAGGAUGAUAAAGGUCCUCAGAAUCGAACAAAGGAUGGAUGCUCUGGGGAUGAUUUCAAUAAAGAUUCCAUUGAACGUGAUGAAAGGCGCUUAACUGAACUUGGUCGUCGGACAAUCGAAAUAUUUGUAUUGGCCCACAUCUUCAGCAGUAAAAUUGAAGUUGCUUACCAGGAAGCUGUUGCUUUAAAGAGGCAAGAGGAACUUAUUCGUGAAGAGGAGGCUGCGUGGAUGGCUGAAACUGAACAUAAAGCUAAACGUGGAGCUGAUAAAGAAAAGAAGUCAAAAAAAACAAAGGGCAAGCAAAAGCGAAACAACCGCAAAGCAAAGGACAAAGUGAAGGACGAGAAGUCUAAUGUGACCCUACAAGAUAAAGCUGAACAAGAUAGCCUUGCUGAUGUGAUGAAAGAUUACACGAUGGAGGAGGAAGAUGGGAUUCUAGAAAAACUGGAAAAUGCUGUUGAGGAUGUCUCUGAUGUGUCUGAUUCAGUGGAUUGUGCCCCAGAGGCACUUCAACCUGAUUCAGAGGACAGGGACACGAGUGUUGUUAAUUGGGACACUGACACAUCAGAAGUGCAUGUCCCCACCGAAGCCAGCAGCAGUGAAGUAAGUGGUCUUUCAUCUGUGCAAAAUGGAGCUGGAGGGAGAAGAAGUACGUCACUGAUGGAUGACAGCUCUUCCACAUGUUCUUCUGACUCAGUUCCUUCAGUAAUUAACGGUUCUUAUAAAGGAAACAGUGCUUCCAAUAAGAAUCAGAAAUCAGCUACCAGGCGGAUUGAGCAAAGUAGGGCAAACUGUGAUGUAUCUGAUUGGUCUGAAGAAACAUCUAGCCAACCUUUGGAGGUAGCAUCAGAUUGGCUUGCAUCUGGGACAACUGACAGGUCUAAUGUAACUGUUGACUUGUUAGAUCAGACCAAGCGGCUUAAACAGCAACAGUUGAAAAAGGAGAAGCAACAGCUGAAAAAGGAUGAAGAAGCAUCUCCUUCAAAGAAGCUUGGUGCAAAAGAUGAAACUGAAGUUGAGCAACUUCCCUCAGAGAAGAGAAGUGUUGUGCAAUCCCCCCCAAGGAGCCCUGUUAAGAAUAUUUCUUCUACUGCUGAUGUAUCGGCAAAUGCACGGAUCAAUGCCGCUGGUUCUCCAGUUAAGAAACAACAAUCAGAAAGCCUGAAACAAACUAAUGGCUCUGCCCAAAGUCCCAAUUCAGCUGAAGUUCUAGCCACGUCCAAACCUUCUGGCUAUACAAGAAUUGCUCCAAGUGCCUCAGAGAAUCUUCCUUCACAACAGGUGCACUCAGGAACUGAGAAUUCAUCGACACCUCAAUCGCCUAUGAUGUCUAGACCAUUAAGUGCUCCUAUAUUUCCUGGUCCUAGACCAGCUCCUCCGGUGGUUUCCUUGGUUCAGACCCCUCCACUAUUGUCACGUUCUGUCAGCGCAGCUGGUCGUUUAGGUCCUGAACCAUCAACAGCAUCACAUAACUAUGUCCCUCAGUCUUAUCGAAAUGUGAUGAUGGGUAACCAUGUGACUGGAGGUUCUGUCGGCUUUACGCAACCUCAUUCCCCUAGUUCAGGGGUCAACACAUCGCAUUCGUAUGCACAGUCAGCAGCUCUACUGGCUAAGCCAUUUUUCUUACAACAUUCUUCAGAAAGAGUGGAACAAAAUGUUAACAAAUCGAGCUUCUCAUUUGGAAUGGUAAAUCCUGAUGUGUUGGCAAAUGGACAGCAGUGGAAUGAGGGCCCUCAAAGGGAUGCAAGUGCCAGCAUAUCUGGUAGUCCUUUGUCCUUGAGUGACAUAAGGAGCUUUGAGGCGUACAAACCUAUAAACAGCAGAUCUCAGGAUCACCAUCAGCCCGAGUUUCCACCUUGCACCUCGGGGCGCCAGACUCAUGGGGCAUUAACAGAUGAAUUUCCACACCUUGAUAUCAUCAAUGAUCUGUUGGAUGAUGAGCAAGUCAUGGGGAGGACAGCCACCGCAAGUUCCAGAUUUCAUAGUUACAGCAAUGGGCUCCAUCAUCUGAAUAGGCAGUUUUCAUUCCCGGGUGAUGUUGGCGUAUCAGGUAAUAUUGGCUUGUCAAAUGAUAUGGGUACAUCGACAAGUUGUAGAUUUGAGAGAACAAGAAGUUAUCACGAUGAUGGGUUCCAUCAAAGCAGUUAUGGUUCUUCGGGGGGACCUUAUGAUACAAUGAGGGACAUGAUUCCUCCGGCUAAUAUAAGACCUUACAGUAACGGGCACAUGGAUGGCCUAAUGCCGAGCCAGUGGCCGAUGGCUGUUUCAGAUAGGUCCUAUAUUAGUACGAGGAAUAUUGAAGGGGACAUUUAUCCAUAUCAGCACAUUCCUGAUUACUUAAAUAGGGCAUCCGGUGUCAAUAGUUAUACUGUUUUCCGUCCUUCAAAUGGACACUGA
Oldenlandia corymbosa var. corymbosa is the source of this 3450-nucleotide messenger RNA. NCBI's taxonomy places the organism in Eukaryota, Viridiplantae, Streptophyta, Magnoliopsida, Gentianales, Rubiaceae. The record is from the annotation of a GenBank genome assembly.